Messenger RNA from Clunio marinus, 1504 nucleotides. Lineage: Eukaryota; Metazoa; Arthropoda; Insecta; Diptera; Chironomidae. The record is from the annotation of a GenBank genome assembly.
AUUUAUUUCGUGUGUUUAGAAACGAAUUUUCCGUUCAAUUAUUAAGGAAUGCGUUUAAAGUUCAAAUUUGUUGAAGCCGUUAGAAACCUUUGAAAUGUUAGAAAGAUUUUCAUAACCAUAAACUUGAUUGAAGCGAAAACAGUGAUUCCCGUAUCAAAUUCCAAAUUAAUUUGUUGAAUUUCAAUUUAUAAAUAGAAAUUUAUUAUCAUCAGUCGGUUGACACUUCAUCUUCUUUGAGAAUAUAAGUUUCAACAGGCGUGCUUCAAAUCUAUUGUCUGAAAUUUUUUAAAUACAACCUUGAAAAAGUAAGAACAUGGACAGUUUAAGUUCAAUAUCAAAGUCAACAGUAGCAAUGGGGGUAUCUGGAGCAUUACUUAUUGGUUACUGUAUUUACUUUGAUCACAAACGACGAAGUGCAAAAGAUUUCAAGAAGAAACUUCAUGAAAAGCGACAGGAACGUGAAAAUCGUAAAAAUAAAAGAGGAAAAGGAUCAAAACUUCCAGAUCUAACUGAUCACGAAGCAGUUCAACGCUAUUUCUUACAAGAAAUACAAAUGGGUGAAGCUCUCAUCGCACAAGGCGAUGUUGUUACUGGAGUUGAGCAUUUAGCAAAUGCUGUAAUAGUUUGUGGACAGCCUACACAACUGAUUCAAGUUCUCCAGCAAACACUUCCAUCUGAAGUAUUUGCUCUUCUUAUUCAUAAAAUAAAAGAUUCACAAACUGAACUAAUUCAAUCUGCACCUGGACAACGUCUUGCCGAAAGUUCCAAUGAUGACUUAGAAUUAAAGAAAAUGGUACAGCGUUUGACUUUACGCCGACGAUUGUCGUACAACACCAAAUCAAAUAAGCGAAGAAUUGUUCGCACUCCCGGAGGACGUUUGGUUUAUUUAUAUUUGAAGAAGCCACGUUCAGUUCCAGGAUGUGGACAAUGCAAAGAGAAACUAAGAGGAGUUACACCAUCUCGUCCUAGUGAACGUCCUCGUAUGUCUCGUCGUUUAAAGACAGUAUCACGCACUUUUGGAGGUGUCUUGUGUCACAUAUGUUUACGUGAGCGUAUUAUUCGUGCUUUCCUUAUCGACGAACAAAAAGUUGUCAAGGUUCUUAAAGCAGCACAAGCAUCAACAGUUAAGGCUCCUCGACCAGCUAAAGUUCAACCGAAACCUGCAGCAAAGCCAGCAGCAGCUGCUCCUCAAAAAGGUGGAAAGGGAGACAAGAAGGCAACCGACAAGAAAGUGGGAGAUAAAAAAACUGCUGACAAGAAACCAGCAGCAAAAAUGAGUACAGUUAAGAAGGCAAAGAAAUAAUUGAUUUUUUUUUAAUUAUCUUCAUGUACUCGAUGAAAUAAGAUCCAAAAGAAUAAAAUGAAAAAAAUAAAAUUCCAUAAUGAAAUGUGUAUUUGAGCUUAAACGACUUCAGUUUAGGAAUUGAACGAUUUUUUCACUUUCAGAAAAGCAGAAUCCUGUAAUGAGCAUCAAUGCAAAAUUUUUACUUAUAAUAAAGAGCAC